Messenger RNA from Mixia osmundae IAM 14324, 4610 nucleotides. RefSeq lists its product as uncharacterized. The transcript is spliced from 4 exons. Gene Ontology annotation, molecular function: protein binding. NCBI's taxonomy places the organism in Eukaryota, Fungi, Basidiomycota, Mixiomycetes, Mixiales, Mixiaceae. The record is from RefSeq and is a predicted model, not a curated record. The coding region runs from base 157 to 4374 and encodes 1405 amino acids.
GGGCGCUUGCGUCGCGACUUGGCCGAAUAUCUCCGUGCCGUGCCUUCAUACCGAUCAAAAAAGUUGGCACAGGCUUCCAGGUCUAUCCUCUGCCGCGAACAGCGGCAAUGGGCGACACAUAGACUCUGAGCAUCUUGCUUCUGAAUACUUGACAGGAUGCUGUAUAAAGCGGCGAUCAGCGCAUCGCCAUGGAAGCUAGCCCAUCUAGCAAACCGCUCGCACCAACAAUUCCAAGCGCUCAAGUCGGCGCUAAACCUGGGCAACAGUACCACGACGGCUGGUCCUACCAACGCCUCUAGCAGCUCAUCGAGCUUGGGCAGUCAGACUACUGGCGGCGCGAGCGGAGGCGCAGGAGGUGCAAAGUGGCACGCAGGCUCGCGAACGUUCUCGUACAACCAUGGAAAGCUUGCAAAUCAGCCCACGUCGGCCUCUUCAAGCAGUCAAGAGACUGGCCGCUCGGACGACGAGCGUGAAGAGUGCCAGCAGCAGCGGAUAGAUAAUCUCAUCUGGCGUUCGACAGGUCAGCAGACGGUAUGGCGUCCCAUUCGCCCGAAAAGCCUCUUGGCAUCCACGUCGCAACGACAGCAGUCAAAUGCCGGCGAUCUUGCAGCAACGGACAUACAAGUCUCUCGAUUGCUGCACGAUCGACUUCGUACCGUUAUCCAUCCGGACUCCGCCAAAUCAGAUACGCAGACACCUCGGUCUGCUCUGACUGAGCUUGCUCAGCCGACGAUAAUUCCCGGCUCAAGCACACGCACGCCAUGGCCGGACAUGCUCGCCGAGCCAUCACGACAGCAACGUCGACGGAAUUCGACGACCGCGUAUGCAAAUGAGGAUCAUCCUGCAAAUGAGCUUCCGCCGGCGCUUACCCGCAGAGCUUCGACCGUUGGUCAAAGGCCGAGGCGACGGACUGCUGAGCGCCGUCGAUCCAGUUCCGAUCUCCUAUCUGAUACACGUCUGCAAAUGUCUACCGAGCAAACCCGAAUCAGCGCCGCUCUCGCUCGAGCCGACGACUAUGAGCAUCCAGAUCCUGGCUCGAUCGAGAAGAUAUGUCAGAGCUACAUGGUCGAUCGGGCGAUGUAUCAUCCGGCUAUACACGAGCGUUUGCUCAUCGCCUACUCUCGUUUACUGCCGGAUAAGCCAGCCGAGUCCAUAAGCAUAUUUCAAAGCAUGCUUGAAUAUCAAUUACAGCCAAGCUAUCGUGCUUUUGCAUAUGCUAUCACGGCGUACAUCCGAGCCGCUAAUCUGCGGCGGAACGUCAGAACGGUUCUUGCAAAGCAGCUUAGGCUUGAAGCCAACCUUGUCGACUCGGCCACGCUGGAUGCUCGGCAAGCAGAAUAUGCCCGACUGGAUCACAACGACGAGCUCGAGUCAGCUUUCAAGCUCAUCGAGGCGCUUGCUGGCCAUGCCAGUAACAUUCAGCCUCACGCCCUCGAAGAGGUGUUCUGUCUUGCCUGCAGGGAAGACCGGCUCGACAUUGCUUACCGCGCGCUCGACAUUUUCGGGCCUGGCAAGGCUGCGCCUGCCUCGAAAAAACUAUAUGCCUACUUAGCAGCUGCUCAGACGCGAGCCGACGACAUGGCGGGAGCCGACGCAAGUCGCAAGGCGUUUGACGAAUGCCAGCUCGUCGUCUCCUCACAUGAGCUUGUGAAUCCCAAAACGCAGAAUAAUCGCGCGCGUUUAGCGCAUUACGAAUUCGAGCUCAUGCAUGCCUCUCUCAUCGAUUAUCAUCUCCGUCACGGCAACCUGGCAGAGGGCUUGUCCCGAUUUGAUGCUGCACUGAGCAGUGCCGCCGUGGCAGCCGUGGAUCGCUUGCAAGGCGCAAGUCGCAUGCUCGCUGCUAUUACCAAGACGCUUGUUGGAGACGGGAAGAUCGAUGCAGCUAAGCAACGUGUCUCACAGUUCAAUUCAUUCGGACUCAUGUCGCCAUCUCGAGAUCGCACGGUCCGAAACUAUAUAGUCGAACAGAUUUUGACUCUGCCAAUUCAGCAACAUACUCUGGCAAGCCUCAAGUAUGUGUUCGAGCUGUACUCGUACAAUGUCAACACUCCCGAAUGGGAUCAUGGCUUAGUCAAGCAUGACACGCGCUUUGCCCUUGCUGCCGACGUGAUCGCCUUUUCAGCUGCUUAUGCACUGCAAGACACGACUCCCCGUCAUGAGCGUGCGGAGAUUAUGACGCUUGCCAUGCAAUUAUGGCAAGAGGUCGUAAUAGCGACGGCUCGGCCGACAAGCGCUGUCAUCCUCGCUCUCGUUCGCGAUGCCAGGCAGAAUAGUGCGGUCGCAAUCUUACGAGCCCUCGUCUUGGUCCCCGACUCGGAACAGCUGCUUGCCAAUGUAGUUUCGUACUGGACAGCCGCUUCCACACCCGAACAAGUCUUCGCUGUCAUCUCCGACGCGACGCGCGCGUUGCCUUACACGGCCUCGCCGUCGGCCCUAGCGAUGCUCUAUGACGUCGUUCGUGCUUCGCCGGAUUCGUCGGACAUUGCUAGAAAUAUAGCAGCUGUAAGCGCAAUUCACCUGCACGAGCACAGCAGCCUCGGCCAGCGUGAGGUUGCUCUUCUCCUUGCGGCGCAUCUCACAGCUCUGGAAAAUGACCAGUCAAUCGAUACGGCCUCGAUCGCGACCAACCUGCUUGCGUCGCAAGAUGCGCUCCAAAUUACACUUUCCGCGGAAUCACUCAAAAGAGAUUUGUCUGACCCGGUCGCUCGUGCUGGCAUCCUCUCCGGCAUAUCUAAGACGUUAGAUGGCAGCUCGACCAUCGCAGUCAGCUCGUCUCCUUCUACAGGUUCACCAACCUCCACUUUGCCUUCCUCGGUCGGAACCGUGGCCGCGCCAAGCUUGGCGGAGCGGCGAGAAUUGCCGCCUCCUGCACACGCUGAUUGUAGAUCCUCCAGGAUGCGACUGAUACGCGCGGCUGAUGCUCCUCCGCCGAACCGUGACUUGUCGAACCGUAUUGGCGACCUCUGCAGGAUUCGGCAAUCGCUUUCCGCGUUACGAGUCUAUGAGACCGCAUUGGCCCGCGGACAGCUGCCCUAUGUCCAAACGAUGACCGAAUUGAUCGACUCUCUGGGCGCGGGCGCGAGCCGCUACAAGGUGGCUGACAUGCCCUUGCGCGAGCUGUAUCUGCAGACAUACGAGCUUUUGUCUGAUGUGACACUGCCGCAUCAGACGAUGAUCGAGCUAUGGCAAUCACUGGAGAGUGGCAUGAUCAUAGCUCUCGCGAGCACCGGACAUAUAGACGAUGCCAUCCUCCAUCGCGACAGGCUUUAUCGAGAAGGACUUCGACCGAGCGCAGACGCUUACGCCCUGCUGAUUCAGCACGCCCACAGUACGACAGAUGAUGCUCGGGUUGCUCUAGCUAUCUUCGAAGAGGCCAAGGCCGCUGGGUGUGUGCCCAACGCAUUCCUUUACAAUAACGUCAUCUCAAAAUCAGCAAAGGCAAAGCGGAUCGGCGUGGCAUCUAGAUUACUGGAGGAGAUGAAAGCCGCCGGUCUCCGCCCAACCCAUGUGACGUAUGGCAGUCUUAUCGCGGGCAAACUCCGAGCGGGCGACGAGGAAGGUGCUCUCGAGCUCUACGAUGAGAUGACGUCGCUCAGCCACUACAAAGCUGCCGUGCCGCCUCUGAAUUCACUGAUGCAGCAUUUUAUCGGCAAAUCGGAUCGGCAACGCGCAGUGCAGUAUCUCGAUUGCCUUUUGAAUGCUCGUCUCAGGCCAACGGCUCAUACUUACCGACUGAUGAUUGAUAUUCACGCGGGCCUGCAGCCCUUUGACAAUCAGGCUGCAUUGCGCAUCUUCGACGAGCUCUGUGCUCCAGGGGGCUACGGCGUACAACCGAUCCACUGGACGGCGCUUAUAAGAGGCUACGGUAUCGCUCAAAACGACCUGGAUAAGGCAGUCGAAACGUUCGAAAGCAUAGCAUCGCAUCCCUCGCUUGGGCGACGUCGCGUAGCGGAUGUGCGCGAUGAGCUCGUUUACGAGACUCUGUUCGAGGUGCUUCAGGCACAUCAACGCUACGACCUCGUCGAACGAUUUGCUCAGAUGAUGCGAUCAGAGGGCGUGCCGGUGACCGCUUACAUAGCCAAUAAGCUCAUCAAGCUGUACGCAUCUGCUGGACAGAUUGCUCAAGCAAGAGCAGUCUUUGAAGGUCUUUGCGAUCCGCCGACAGGGGUGGCAGGGCACCCCAACCGUUCUGCCGAAGCUCGUCCUGCACAGACCAGCACGACAUUCCGCGAGCCAUCAACCUACCAGGCCGCUGUGCGAGCCGAACUCGAAGCUGGCGAGCGCUCGCGUGCUGUCGAGAUGGUUGAGCUCGCUCGUCAGCGCGGCUACCCGCCUCUGGUUUUCCAGGCGAUCGCAGACGAACUCGAACAAUGAGGCAUGCAGAAGUUUAUGUAUGUCAACAUCACUACUGUUGUAUCAAUUGGAUGACCUCUCCCGAGUCUUUGAUGAUCUUCCACGUGAGGAUCUCAAAGGGUGACGACUGUGUGCGUCUGAUUGAAGUAAAGUAAGCCGUCCCUCCGUCCCGGCUGCCCUGGACGCGGAAAUGUAUGUCGACAGAUCCGCUGAGGAGUCCAAUGUUACCUGAAAUCCAAGGUUCGCCGAAGAUGCUG